AUCUCUCUCACCCGUACCGUGACCACUCCCGUCCUCGAAAAUGCCGCCCAAAAACAAGGCAAAGAAGGGUAAGAAGGCCGACGAUGAGGAAUACUGGGAGAAAGCCGGCGAAUCUAUCCCAUCCUCUCAACCCGUGGCAGAUGCGCCGUCUCGAUCUGGCUUCUCUGGAUUCACGGCGCUGGAUAUGAGUGUGGACGACACUGCGCAACCGGAGGAGGAUGAGGAUUUCGGUGGACUGAUGUCGACCCUCAACAAGGCAACCAAGAGCAAGAAGGAUAAGAAGAAGGACAAGAAGAAAGCUGUUGCCUACGAUGAGGAUGAGGACACUCCCCUCGAUCCUGCUGUCGAUGAUGAGGCUGCCGGCGCGUCGAAGAAGCCGACGGAAAUGACCGCUGAGGAGCUCGCUGAUGAGGAGUGGGGCCCAGUGAAGGAGAAGAAAAAGGGCAAGAAGGGCAAGGGCAAGAAGAGCAAAGCCCAAGAUGACGAGGAUGAGGAUAAAAUUGCCGAAGAGACGACAGAGGCUGCACCCCCUGCUACCGCUAAACCUCCUGCUCCUGCUGACGACGGUGAUGACAACGCCGAUGACGAUGCCGCGGACGCUGGUCCGAAGAUCCUCAGCAAGAAGGAGAAGGAGAAGAUCAAGAAAGAGAAAGAACGAGCCAAGAAGAAGGCUCAAGCCGCCGCGAAAAAGUCCACUACUGGGGAUGCCGCCGCAGGCGACGACGCUGACGUUGCACCCGCAGCGCCUCCUCCGGCCGAUGAUGCUGCAGACAACGAAGACGAUGCCGAUGAAGGCGCGGCAGGCAAGGGAGACGCGAAGAAGAAGAAGAAGAAGAAAGCAAAGAAGGAGGAGGAGCCCGCACCUGCACCUCCCGCUGCUUCAAAGAAAAAGGGCGGUGCCAUCGGUGCGCUGAAAGCCAUGUUAGAGGAGAAAAAGCGUGCGGAGGAAGAGGUCCGCCGAAAAGAGGAGGAGGAGAGGGCCCGGCUAGAGCGGGAAGAACAAGAGGCUGCUGAAGUAGAACGCAAGAAGGAGGAGGAAAAGCAGCGACGCAAGCAGAAGGAGAAGGACAAGAAAGAGUUGGCCAAGAAGGAGGGACGAUUCUUGACAAAGAAACAGAAAGAGGAAAAGGCCAUGGCAGAGAUCCGCCGACAAGCUCUCCUCGCAUCCGGUGCUCAUAUCGAGGGAUUGCAGGGCUCGACUGCUGAUGCGCCAGUCAAGAAGGUGAACUACGGUACUCGCAAGAAGAAAGGGCCGGCAGUGAAGGACGCUUCGCCGGCUCCAGAAUCGCGACCCCGGUCUCCGGAGCCUGUUGUCCCUGCACCAGAACCACGGACGGAACCCGUCCUUGAAUCCAAACCAGAUGUCGUGAGCGACUGGGAUGCUAGUAGUGCGGAAGAGGAAAAUGAAGUCAAGCAGGGGGCGGCUGAUGUCAAGGAUUCCUGGGAUGCUUCAAGCGACGAGGAAGAGGUCGCUCCUGUCGUUGCACCCAAAUCUGUCGGCGCAUCCAAGCCGGUUGCCGCAGCGAAACCCGCAGUUGUGGCCAGCUCGUCCAAAGCCCCGGCUAAGGCACCGGCCAAAGCACCAACCCCCGCUGUCAAGAAAGGCAUGAAAGCCGAAGCGGCAGCCAGGCGAGCCAAAGCCCGCGAGGAUGCGCUGGCUGCUCGCAGCAAGGACGAUCUGCGCAGUCCGAUCUGCUGUAUCCUUGGACACGUCGACACCGGAAAGACGAAGCUGUUGGACAAGAUUCGUCAAACAAACGUUCAAGAAGGCGAAGCGGGCGGAAUUACACAGCAGAUCGGUGCGACCUAUUUCCCCGUGGAUGCUAUCAAGACAAAAACCGCCGUGCUGAACAAGGACGGGACUCAGGAAUACAAGAUCCCGGGCCUUCUGGUCAUUGACACGCCGGGUCAUGAGUCGUUCACCAACCUGCGUUCGCGUGGAAGUUCCUUGUGCAACAUUGCGAUCUUGGUUGUGGAUAUCAUGCAUGGCUUGGAACAGCAGACCCUCGAGUCAUUAAGGUUGCUUCGGGACCGGAAGACCCCAUUCAUUGUUGCAUUGAACAAGAUUGAUCGAAUGUAUGGCUGGGACGCGACCCCCGAUGGCGCAUUCCGCGAGUCACUGGCCAAGCAGAACCGAGCCGUCCAGCGUGAGUUCGAGGAUCGGCUGACCAAGAUCGUCGUUGCCUUCGCGGAAGAAGGGCUGAAUGCGGUGCUCUAUUACGACAACAAGAACUUUGCGCGCAAUGUGUCGAUCGUGCCGACCUCUGCCGUCACUGGCGAGGGUGUUCCUGAUAUGAUCAUGCUGCUCGUGAAUCUCACCCAACAGCGGAUGAGCGACCGCCUGAUGUAUCUGUCGGAGCUCGAGUGCACCGUGCUCGAGGUCAAAGUCAUCGAGGGACUGGGCACUACCAUCGAUGUGGUACUUUCGAAUGGGAUAUUGCGGGAGGGAGACAAGAUCGUCGUGUGUGGUCUCAACGGGCCUAUCGUAACACAAAUCCGGGCUCUAUUGACACCCCAACCGCUGCGGGAGCUUCGUAUCAAGUCCAACUAUGUGCACCACAAAGAAGUCAAGGCCGCGUUGGGUGUGAAGAUCACGGCGCCCGAUCUCGAAAAGGCGAUCGCUGGUUCACGCUUGCUUGUUUGCGGGCCGGACGACGACGAAGACGAUCUGCGGGACGAGGUGAUGUCUGAUCUCACGUCGCUUCUGAACAACAUCGACAAGUCGGGCCGGGGCGUGUGUGUCCAGGCUUCGACUCUCGGAUCGCUCGAGGCGCUGCUCGACUUUCUCAAGUCGAGCAAAAUCCCGGUGUCGGGUAUCAACAUUGGCCCUGUACACAAGAAGGAUGUGAUGAGGGCUGGGACGAUGCUGGAAAAGGCCAAGGAGCUGGCGUGCAUCCUGUGCUUCGAUGUGACAGUCGAUAAAGAUGCCGAGCGCAUGGCGGAGGAAAUGGGGAUCAGGUUGUUCAAGGCUGAUAUCAUUUACCACUUGUUCGAUGCGUUCACGGCCUACAACCAGGAGAUCGUCGAGGCGAAGCGGAAAGAUGCUGCGCCUCAAGCCGUCUGGCCGUGUCGACUCAAGAUCUUGGCCGUGUUCUGUAAGCGGGAUCCAAUCAUCGUCGGUGUCGACAUCCUCGACGGCAGUCUGCGGGUCGGCACGCCUCUGGCAGUGGUCAAAACAGAUCCGGCUACCGGCAAGAAGGAGAUCAUCGACCUGGGCAAGAUCACAUCGUUGGAGAUCAACCAUAAGGCCUACGAUCUGGUGAAGAAAUCGCAGGCCGGUGCCGGCGUUGCGGUCAAGAUCGAGCACGCUGUCUACCAGUCCGCUAAAAUGGUCGGCCGACACUUUGACGAGAAGGACGAGCUGCUGAGCCACAUCACACGGCAAAGUGUGGACGUGCUCAAGGAUUCGUUCAGGGCGGAUGUGCUUCCCGAAGAGUGGAUGCUGAUCAAAGCACUGAAGCCGUGGUUCAAUAUACAGUGAAUGAUGUGUAUCUAGUCGAAAUAUACGCAUGGACAUGCCGCACUCGGAAACAACCGCACACCUGCUUGAUCCCCAAUUGAAGUGAAUCGCUCUGAAUCCGAUCUAUUUCUACGAGAUACGGAAUUACAACUUUGAGCGACGCUCAGUUGGGUAUGGUCCAGAAUGACUUUGGACGUGUUUGUGAAUACAUACAAAAUGCUUUCCGUGUAUGAUUAUACAGCUCACUUCAAUUCGGCAGGCAUAUCCCCGCCCUGCAGGACGGCCAUCAGGUUGUUGAUCGCCGUCGUGACCAUGUCCGUUCGAGUCUGGAACGUGGCGCUGCCGAUGUGCGGCACCAUCACACAUCUGGAGUUGAAUAAGCUGGACGCAGAGAGCUCGAAUGCACAGAAAGUCACGCACUUGGGCUGUUUGCAGAGCGGAUGAUCGGCAGAGAUCUUGGGCUCGCCCUCGAUCACAUCUAAUCCGGCGCCCCAGAUCCAUUUCUCUUCCAGGGCUUUGGCAAGCGCGUCGGAAUCAACCACUGUACCACGGCUGGAAGGGAUCAGUGCGCGACCUUGAUCAAAUCGUUGACUCUCACCCCGCAUUCACGAUGACGCUCAUCGGCUUCAUCUUCUUCAAAAAGUCCUCCCCGAUCGCGUGGUAUGUGUCCUUCCCUCCCGGCGUCAACAAUAUGACCAAAUCGCUCUCCCGCGCGAGGCGGUCGAGAUCGACGCGCUCGAUCGACUGCAGCUCGAGCUUCUUCUUGAGCGCGGCGUCGCGCUCGGCGUGUGCGGCGCUGAUGGUGUUGCCGGAUUUCGGGUUGCCAGAGUAGAUGCAGUGGGUGAUGCCGAAUGCAGCGAGCCGCUUGAGCGUCGCCUGUGCGAUGCGGCCGAAGCCGAGGAAGCCGACUGUCCGUGUCGGCGACGUCGAUGUCGUGCUGAGCUGUGGACCGCAAAAGAGGAACGGGGACCAGACGAGCGACGGUUGGGCCCACUGAGGAAGAGAUCAGUGAGCGAGGGAUCGCCCAUGCUGGCUUAUCACGUACACUGCCGGUUUUGACGAGGUUGUAGAUCUGGCCGUCGCUGCGGCUGGCCAUCAGUGCGAGCAUGACGGCGACAUCGGCGACUUGGGUGAUAGUUCAGGACACUAAAGCAUGUAUUGAAGAAGAUCGACCGCACCUGCUUCUGUCAGCACAUUUGGAGUAUAUCCGACCCGGACGCCGCGCGAGACAGUGAGAGGAAGGUCGAUGUGUUCUAAAGAAGAUUAGAUAGGACACACGAUGGUGGAUCCGCAUGGACACGCACCGUAUCCAACAGAGACAGUCGAUACGACGCGUAGAGUGGGUCCAGCUCAUAUGCAAGUUUCCUCACUUGGCACGCCUUCAGCCGUAAUCCAUCCAGACUCACCGGCAUCUAGAAGCUCCUGGUCUACCUAAUGCGGGGGUUAGACGCGGGAUAUACAUAGGGAGGGAUCGCGAAUCGCACCUUCUCUCCUAGCAGAACCAUCAGCCCCGCUGCGCCCUUAAUGUUCUCCAGCAGCCAUGCCCGAUCGCACGCCUCAUCGCGAUCCCAGAUGACGAACUAAGUGCGACGCAUCAGGAUCGUGUAACCAGUAGCUGAAGAACGGAACUGACAUCCACGACGUCCUUGUGCUGCAUCAAGAUGGGCGUUGCCUGGCCCAGAGUCUUGCACACGAUGACCUUCGGUUUGCUGGAAUUGACGAGCGAGCAUCACUGAUUUGUACAGCGUCCCAUGUAGCAGAGGCAGUCGCACGAACCUGGAGGACAUAUUCGGAGAGAGAGGAGAGGUUCAGGAAAGAGAAGCAGCGGAACUGGAUUCCUGAUCGUUCCAGUGCAGCUUUUUGUGGGGGGAGAAGGACUCACGGGAUCUAUCGGCCCGGACGUGAGAAUCGGCGUACGGACCGAUGGUCCGACUAUCCUGUCUCGGCCAAUCGUCGUGGAUCCAUCUCAGUACCAGUCCUGCUGUGGAUCUGAAAGUCUAACUUCGCCUCAGACACUCCUACUUGCCAUCCAAACCUCACUAAAAUUCAAGGGCAUGGGCGCGAAUAACGCCCACGAUCGACAUAUUUUCGGCCAAGUAAAAGACAGAUAUUACGGGGAUACAGAUUUGACAAAUAAGAGCUCGAAGACUUGGAAUCUCAGACGAACGGAGUGCACACGUGCAUAUCCUCCGUGAAUGCCCUCUAUACGACGUGCAACGACCAAUCAUACGAGCCACCUCCGCCAACUUCGGCCUGCGCGACAUCCUUGGGACGAAAGAAGGAAUCGUUGCGUUGGCAGAAUUCUUGAAGGAAUCCGGGGCAUUCACGAGAAAUGGACGAGUGUGGCAGGACCGAGAGAAUCCCGUGCUAGAAGACGAACCGGAACCGGAGCUAUCGGACGACGAAGAGAACGACGACGACGACGACGACCUGGACAACGGCUGAACAACACCCGAUGCGGCUCCAACCGGCCCUAGCCAAGCCAAUCCCCCCUCCCCGUAUGGUUAUGUUCUAUGCUCUAUGCUGCGCUCGAAACUCCUCCACGACAUCUCCAUACAACCGAAAUCAGGCGACGAAACAUGCUCGAUUGAAACGGCCGAAAAGACGUGAUCGUCCUUCCAUACCUGCUGCCCUUGGGCACCGCGUCUUAGUAGUUAGUUUACUUGUUGCGGAAUACAAAUGCGGAUUCAAA
Mycena citricolor is the source of this 6152-nucleotide messenger RNA. NCBI's taxonomy places the organism in Eukaryota, Fungi, Basidiomycota, Agaricomycetes, Agaricales, Mycenaceae. The record is from the annotation of a GenBank genome assembly.